CGGCCAUGAAUCGACGUGCCGUAUGUGUGUCUGUGACGCUGCGACGUAACCAACGGUCGUAAUGGGGCGGGGCUCGUAAACAGAAAUCUAAAUAAAGGAUCGUGCAGAAAUUUACCAGAAAGUAUUUCACUUUUUUCGACUCUUAAAAGUGUGAUGCCGAUACGACGAGCAGCAGCGACUCCCACCCAGGAGAAGGCCCCCUCGGCUGCAGAGAAAGAGCCUGAGGCCUCCCCAGAAGACUCACCCUCUGCUAAGGAGGAGCAGGCAGCAUCUUCAGCUGCAGUGGCAGAUGUGGAGGAGAGCGAGGCUACGGGUGAGACGGAGCCAGCCGAGAAUGGAGAGAAGGCUGAUGUAGAGGAAGAAGAAGAAGCUGAGGCAGAGAAAGAAAGCAAGGAGACCGAGAAGAAAGAUGACAAAUGCAAGGACUGCGCGGCUGGACAGUGUGCAACACACUGCUAUGUUCUCCUACUAAGGUUAAAGGAUGGCUACAAGUAUGGGAAAUCCAAAGUCAAGAAAGUGAAGCGGACGAUUCCUGUGUGGGCUAGUGUCACUGGCAGCAAAAAGCGUCCUGUAGCCAACUUUGCAGGCACUCAGUACAAAGUGGAUAACAUCCUCGUUGAAGCUGUUGCGUCUUGUAAAGACAAAUCCGGGCUUUCGUACCAGUCUGUCAUGAAAUAUAUUUUGAAAAAAUACCCGGACAUGGAGCUUGAUAGGAAGAAGUUUCUCAUAAAGAAAGCAAUGAAGAAACACUUGGAGAAGGGCACCAUCAAACAGCUCAGGGGUAAAGGCCUUUCAGGAACCUUUGCCAUUGGAAAGCAGCCCCCUUCUAAGAAAUCUGUUCAGAAGGCAAACAACCUGGGAGACGCUCUUCAUCUCAUCAUCACUCGGCUCUGUGAGCCCAAAGAGGCCUCGUACACUCUGAUCAAGAAGUAUCUGGAGCAGCAUUUCCCCAGCUUCAACAUUGAGAAGAGGCCAAAUGUUCUGAAGAAUGCUUUAGUGAAGGCAGUAGAAAAGGGACAACUGGAGCAAAUCACUGGGACGGGAGCCAAAGGGACCUUCCAGUUGAAGCGUAGUUGGAACCAGGUCCCGCCAAAGAGCACCAUGGACGAUGCCAUCACAGCUGCCAUCACAGCCAUGAAUGAACCCAAAACCUGCAGUACCACCACUCUACGCAGAUACUACGUAGAUGCCAACAAGGACGUGAAAGAAUACCACUUAGUGGCCAAUCUGAGGAGGACCUUGAAAAAGUGUAAAAUACUGGGAUGGAUGGAGCAGAUCACUGGUCAUGGCUUCAGGGGAACCUACCAGCUCUCGUUCCCUUUCUACCCAAGUCCUGCUGUUCUGUAUCCAGAGAAGUUCAAAGACCUUCAGAAUAAAAACGCGCAUCCUCCAACGAAGCGGAAGCGGACGUUUGACUCUUCUGAUGAAGAAGAGGAGGAGGAGGAGGAGUCGUCAGAAGAGGAAGAGGAGGAGGAGGAGGAGGAGGAGUCGUCAGAAGAGGAAGAUGAGCCUCCCCCCCCUAAGAGGAAGUCUCAAAAGAGGCCUCCACCACGGGCUCGCCGUCCUCCGCCAGCCAAAAAAUCCAGGAGCUCGAGUCAAUCGAAAGCUAGAGGACGUCCCCCUGCAAAGAAGUCCCCGGCUAAGAAAGCUACAGCGUCCCCAGCCAAGAGGUUGGGAAAGAAACCAGCAGCCACAAAGAAAGAAUCCACACCGCCAUCUAAAGCCACACCUGUCAAAAGAGGAGCACCUGCAAGAAGGCCCAAAACACCAGCCGUUAAAAAGCUUAACAAACGGGCGGCCAAGCAACCUGCGUCCACAGAGUCAUCAGCUGAAGAGGCUGUAGUCACAAAGGAGACAACAAGGUCCAAGCGAUCCAAGCCUGAAGAGUCAACCCCCAAGGAAACUGCAACUAAAAAGCCGAUGACCAAAAGUGGAUCCAGGCAUCCUGAGCCUGAAGAGUCGUCCCCAGAGAAGCCUGUAGUAAAAAGAGGAGCAAAGAGAAGCAAGCAGUCCACUCGGAAGUCAAAGAGAGGGAAGAACUGAGCCCAGGAACAGCUUCCACAAGUUGAGCUGCUCUGUUUAUGCAGCCCAGUGCGCGCGCUCUCUCUCUCUCUUUCUGUCUCUUUAUACCUUUUGUUUCCUCCAUUUUUUUUAAUGGGGCAGUAGUUUUUUAUUUCUAUUGUAGAAUAAGAAUGUUAUGUCAUCUUAACAUUAAGUUAACUGUACAUGGAGAGUUUCUGAAUUUCCUGUUAAUCCCCCUAUGUAGAAGCUCAGUUAGUGUUGCUGUCAAAAAUGACUUGUGAGCAGCUGCCAGCUGUGGUAACCAUAGCAGUAUCCGACAUACUGUAACUAGAGCCAUGUAGUGACUUCCGUUUUUUUUUUUUUUAAUAUCUCAUUCCCAUCCACUCUGUAGGUGUUGGCAGCACACAUUCCUAAUAUCACAUAAAGUGACAUGUGAGUGUUUUAGAGGGUUGAAAAAUGUCAAUUUUAAGUCAAUCAUAUAAGUUGAAACAAAUACAACAGUUGCUUAUAUUGAUAUUUUAUAAAACACAUUUUAAGGCUG
This is a messenger RNA of Solea solea (common sole), 2563 nucleotides long. It is a transcript of the gene hp1bp3, whose product is annotated as heterochromatin protein 1, binding protein 3. Gene Ontology annotation, molecular function: DNA binding; nucleosome binding. The transcript has 13 exons. The record is from RefSeq and is a predicted model, not a curated record. Gene Ontology annotation, cellular component: nucleus; nucleosome; chromosome. NCBI's taxonomy places the organism in Eukaryota, Metazoa, Chordata, Actinopteri, Pleuronectiformes, Soleidae. Bases 154 to 2043 code for a protein of 629 amino acids. Gene Ontology annotation, biological process: heterochromatin organization; nucleosome assembly.